AUGCCGUUCAAGAGGUCCAUCCUGCUUGCUGUCCUUGCAGCUUUUGCGCCCCUGUGCGGAAGUUUCAGCGUCACUCAAACCAACGAUGCCAAUGUCCUCGCCAAUGCUAUUUUCAACGGCCCUGGAAUAACUGUCCUGCAAGCGAUCUUUUCGGGUGCGGCCGUCAGCUCCGGGACUUUCAUUGCCGGCCUCGGUGGCAUUGGAAACGGCGCCAUCUUAACGACUGGAACCGCCGUUGGAGCUCUUCCCAAUGGCGAUCACUACGUGAACAACGGCGCGGCCGGUUCUGUCGCAUACUGCGGUCCGAACACAUUCAAUGCCGCUAUUCUAACCGUAGAUAUCGCCAUCGACCUCGGAUACAGCGGCGUUCAAGUCGAAUUCAUCCUCGCAUCGGAAGAGGAGGGUGGAUCUGCUGAUCCUAUCGGCAUCUAUCUAGGCGGUCAACAGUAUUCUAACGGCAUUACGGCAGUGUCUAAUCUCCUUGCACAACCAAUCGUGAUCACGCCGCCGAACAGUGUCACGUCCUACCCAGGGUCAUCCCCUCCCCUUCUCGUGGGCAUUCCUGCGUCCGGAACCCAGACCAUGGUGUUUGCCAUUUGCGAUCAAAGCGAUAGUGAAUGGGAUUCAGCCCUGCUGCUUAAUGCUGCCGGCUGUGUUGACUGUGAUCGCGUGGUCAAGAUUGACUAUGUCACCAUAACCUCGAUCGUUGCCGCCGGACAGGACUACGACUACAUCGACAACCAGCACCUCGUCCAGCUCUUCUUCCAGUUCUUCUUCCAGUUCUUCUUCCAGCUCUUCCAGCUCUUCCAGCUCUUCCAGCUCUUCCAGCUCGUCCAGCUCUUCUAG
Molecule: messenger RNA, 846 nt
Organism: Colletotrichum scovillei
Lineage: Eukaryota; Fungi; Ascomycota; Sordariomycetes; Glomerellales; Glomerellaceae
Exons: 3
Coding region: 1-846 (281 amino acids)
Source: RefSeq, a predicted model, not a curated record